Messenger RNA from Trichomycterus rosablanca, 4908 nucleotides. RefSeq names its product solute carrier family 6 member 1b (gene slc6a1b). Gene Ontology annotation, molecular function: gamma-aminobutyric acid:sodium:chloride symporter activity. Bases 453 to 2249 code for a protein of 598 amino acids. The record is from RefSeq and is a predicted model, not a curated record. The transcript is spliced from 15 exons. Gene Ontology annotation, cellular component: cell surface; axon; plasma membrane. NCBI's taxonomy places the organism in Eukaryota, Metazoa, Chordata, Actinopteri, Siluriformes, Trichomycteridae. Gene Ontology annotation, biological process: sodium ion transmembrane transport; neurotransmitter transport.
GGACUCGGAGACAUUGCACCCUCACACUCUCAUUGGAGCUCGGCGGAUGAAGGUGGAGGAUCAUCAUCAUCAUCACCACCACCAUCAUCUCCAUCCUUUGCUGUGCAGCCUGAUGGUUUAGUUGCUGCUGUUGCUGCUCCAGGCUCGAUCUGCUCCUCUGUUUUGGGCUUUUUUCCCUUUUUCUUUUGACUCCAUUUUCAUCAGGAUAAACACUUGUUUUUGCGCGCUUAUUUAUGGAAACCAUUUGUUUGUCUUUGCUUCAAGAGGAAUAAGUGGAGGAUCCAAGGGUCUGGAAGAAGAAUCAGGUUAAAUAUCCCGCUGACCAAAGUCGCGUUUCUGUUGGGGGCCCCGGAGGAGCCGCCGGAGCCGCGAAGCUGCUGUCCGCGUGGAGCGGAGCCGAAGUCCCGCGUGCGGCCGCCAGGAGCUCCGCUAAGCCCCGCGACAUCACCAGCAUGUCCAGUAACGGAGCGAAAGCGUCGGAUGGACACGUCCUGACCGAGCUGAACGACGCGCCCGCCACCAACGACAAACCCAAGACGCUGGUCGUAAAGGUGCAGAAGAAAAAAGAGCUGCCCGACCGAGAGACGUGGGCCGGCAAGUUCGACUUUCUGCUGUCGUGUGUCGGGUACGCGAUCGGGCUCGGGAACGUCUGGAGGUUUCCUUACCUGUGCGGCAAAAACGGAGGAGGAGCCUUCUUGAUUCCUUAUUUUCUGACACUUAUAUUUGCCGGCAUGCCCCUGUUUCUGCUCGAAUGCUCUCUCGGUCAGUACACCUCCAUCGGCGGCCUCGGGGUGUGGAAGCUGGCACCCAUGUUCAAGGGUGUCGGCCUGGCAGCAGCAGUUCUGUCCUUCUGGCUCAACAUUUACUACAUCGUCAUCAUCUCCUGGGCUAUUUACUACCUGUAUAACUCCUUUACUAAGGAGCUUCCGUGGAAAUCCUGCGACAAUCCCUGGAACACAGAGCGCUGCUUUUCCAACUACAGCCUCCCCAACACGGCGAACAUGACCAGCGCCGUGGUGGAGUUUUGGGAACGUAACGUGCACCAGCUCACCGACGGACUGGAGAAACCCGGGGAGAUCAGGCUGCCGCUGGCCAUAACGCUGGCCAUCGCGUGGGUCCUGGUCUACUUCUGCAUCUGGAAAGGUGUGGGAUGGACAGGAAAGGUGGUCUACUUCUCAGCCACGUACCCGUACUUCAUGCUGCUGAUCCUCUUCUUCCGUGGAGUGACGCUGCCAGGGGCCACAGACGGCAUUUUAUUCUACAUCACACCUGAUUUCCAAAAGCUGAAGGAGUCCGAAGUGUGGCUCGAUGCUGCCACCCAAAUUUUCUUCUCAUACGGACUCGGUCUGGGGUCUCUAAUCGCCCUCGGAAGCUACAACCCCUUCAACAACAACGUGUACAAGGAUUCCAUCAUCGUCUGCUGCAUCAACUCCUUCACCAGCAUGUUCGCCGGCUUUGUCAUCUUCUCCAUCGUGGGAUUCAUGGCGCACAUCACCAAAAGGCCGAUCGCCGACGUGGCCGCGUCAGGUCCCGGUUUGGCCUUCUUGGCGUAUCCAGAAGCCGUUACCCAGCUGCCCAUCUCUCCACUGUGGGCGAUUCUCUUCUUCUCCAUGCUGCUCAUGCUGGGAAUCGACAGUCAGUUCUGCACGGUGGAGGGUUUCAUCACCGCCCUGGUGGACGAGUUCCCCCGUCUGCUGCGAGGACGACGAGAAAUCUUCAUCGCCAUCGUCUGUCUGGUGUCUUACAUAAUCGGCCUUUCGAACAUCACGCAGGGCGGCCUGUACGUCUUUAAGCUUUUUGAUUACUACUCAGCCAGUGGAAUGUGUCUGCUCUUCCUGGUCUUCUUCGAGUGCAUCUCCAUCUCCUGGUUCUACGGUGUCAAUAAGUUCUACGGCAACAUCGAGGAGAUGAUCGGGUACAAACCGUGCAUCUGGUGGAAGCUGUGCUGGGUGGUGUUCACGCCCCUGAUCGUGGCUGGUGUGUUCCUGUUCAGCGCCAUUCAGAUGGUUCCUCUCACCAUGAAUAACUACGUGUUCCCAAAAUGGGGACAGGGUGUAGGGUGGUGCAUGGCCUUGUCCUCGAUGGUUCUAAUUCCCGGGUACAUGGUCUACAUGUUCCUCACCUUGAAAGGCUCGUAUAAGGAGCGUUUGAGGAUAAUGACCCAGCCCACGGUGGUGGUGAAGACUCAGGAGAACGGACCAGAGCAGCAGCAGCCCGAAAACCAGACCAACGACGAGGCGUACAUCUAAAACCCGCGGCGUCCGGCAAGAGCCGCCUCUCUUCUGAACAAAAUCGAACCAAGUAAUCGAGGUUGAGCACCAUACCGGGGACUUCCACGUCUAAAAUAUAAUCACCUACCUCCAGGGGGGGGGGGAUAACGUGAGCAACCCGAUUACGAGUGAAUAUUUUAAACGUGUGUGUGAAAAGUGUGUGGGGUCGAUCCCCCCGCCACCUAGCGCUAGUUCUUAUUGCGUAUGCAAAAAUAUAUAUUAGUUUUUAUUUCCAAAAGGACGUAACAUUAUAACGCUCGAUUACCGUUCAGAUCCCCACGUGAUUGAACGCUACUGUGCUAAUUCCGUAUCUAUUUACCCGCUGUAAUUAUGUUACCAUACUGUAUAAAGAUCUUAGAUUAGAAUCAAAUUGUAUUUGAUUGUAUUUGAAAUACAUAAAAAACAUCUGAAUGCCGUACGUUAUAUAUAGUAAAGUGUAUUAUGGGCAUGUCCGGGUUCGAGCACCGGCCCGUAUCUGAGGCCUGUGUGUGAGGUUAUAAAGAGACUUUUACUGUUUAUUAAAUCUAAAUCUUUAUUCUAGCUGGAUUAGUUUUAUGUGCUGAUGGCAGAGAGGAGCACGACCUUAAGCAGGGGGGUUUGAACCUGCGGCUCGUGCAGCCAUUCGCGGCUGGACUUGUGGACUGUUAUUCCUGUAUGUUAAUCCAACUGUGCCAGGCAUGAGGGUGGCAUUUGGGAACCGUAUCUUACAAUUAUUAGAAUCUAGCUUGUACGUAUGUGUGUAUUUUAUUCUUGUUUAAAUAAGGUCUGAUAAUCAGCAAACAUGCAGCGAACCAUCCGAGCUUUGGCGUCACGUCUUGUGCCCAAAAAAAGAUUGACGAUUACUUUCUACACAUUUCCGUAAGCCAUCGCUUUCCCCAAGCGUUCCACUCAAAUUACCCAAGCAUCAUGACCACAUGGGCAUCAUGUGGGUUAGCGAUAAGCUGGGAUUUCAACCGAUUUUGCCGAAUCGCUCCUCACGGCCCCAAGAGUUACAGUUUACUGACAGGUUGUCCAUUUUUGGGACACCAAACUGGCCCCAUAUUAGCACCAGAGCAUCUGGCCUCACUCGUUUCCAUAGACAGAAUUUAAGGGCUUCUGUGAGUCUCUAAAACAAUUAUUUUAUCGUCCGAAUCCUUAAGAUAAAAAAAAUAAAUUAAUAAAAUAAUAACGUCCAGACCCAGUCACAUUCUCAAUCCCACUGUGCUACUGUGUUCAGUCAUGCUGCUGUACCAAUAUAAGUGAUCUGAUCUGAUAUCCUUCAUUCCGUACGAUCCUGCCUGUCAAAUCACGCAGACUGUAAAACUAAUCCAGCUCUAAAAGAAACUUCGAGUUUACAAAAAUCCUGACAAAAGCACAAACACUGAACCGAGUCGAGUUUACAGACGUCAAACGAAGCGAUGAACUUUUCUACCUGAGCAGAUUCGUCACGCCAUACCGGAGACUGUUAGUCGUUUUCUUCUCGUCUUUGUUUUCUAAGGACUGAAUAACUUUGUAUGUGUUUUCUUAAUGGUUUUUAUAGCGUCAGGAGGACCAAAACCGCCAUUGUGUGUCAAAGCGAUUUGCAUAUGAAGCCGUUUUACAUGCACUGUGUGUGAGAAGAGCGCAGGGUUAGAAAUAAAGGCACAAAAAAAAAAAAAAACGAGUCACGUGAGGAAGCGAAGCCGCCGAUUCCACUGUUAAUCCUGCUCGUUCUCGUGACGCUUCUCAGGAACGAUGGUAGACGUGACCAAAUCUCUCCCGAAUCGAGUGGAUCAGACCAUCCGAGAAGCCGUACUGACCUUCCAUACCGAGAUGUUGGUUUUUUUUAGGGGGUUUGAGGGGGGUUAAAGGCACCUAUGGAGAAACCAGCUGUAUUUUACCUAAACUGAAAUAUUAAAACUGUGAAUCAUAUCGGACGCAUUUAGUAGAUCAAAUUUAAAGAAACACAUCAGGGAUGGGCACGAUUAUUAAACUAUGUCAUAUAUUAGAGUUUCCAUUCAAAAAAAUUAAGACUGGUUUAAUCCCCGCGGUUCUUUAAUUCCAGGUCGGUUAGCUUCCGCGGCAGCUAUGUGUACGUGACAGGGGAUAAAGGACGUGACAUAACGACCUUUAUUAACGACGAUCCGAUAACGUGCAAUCGAUCAAUCAAUCGAUCAAUAAAGGAACGAGUGUUGUGUGAGUUUUGUACAAAGUUUCCGAUCAGCAGAUCUCUCUCUCUCUCUCUGUAAACCUGUACUGUGUGUAAACGUAUCUGUGAACGUCCAUCUGACCGCCGAGGUUUCGUCUAAAUGUUUAAAAAAAUAUAUAAAAAACCUCUAUUCUUUAUUCUUUACUCUUUACUGCAAUAAUGACGAGAAUAAUAAUAAUAUUAAAGCUCUCAGAAACUAAAGCACAUAGUCUUUAUGAAAUGUAAAAAAGAUUACUAUCAAUAACGAGAAGAGAAGUAUAUAUAUAAUAAACUAUAGAUAAUACCGUUUGUCUAGUCAGAGAAUAUUGUUUUGUAUAUUUCUAACUGUUUCCCGGGCCUAAUGUAAGAUAUUCUAUAUAUAAAUAAAUACAGAAAUAAAGAAAUAUAAUUCAUGUCUUUAGAUGGUGUUGUAUAAAAGCAUGAUUGCGAUGUUAUCUGAACAAUAAAUAAAGUAUUAUAGAUUAUAAUGAA